Sphaeroforma arctica JP610 is the source of this 2213-nucleotide messenger RNA. RefSeq lists its product as hypothetical. Lineage: Eukaryota; Ichthyosporea; Ichthyophonida. The transcript has a single exon. Bases 53 to 1957 code for a protein of 634 amino acids. The record is from RefSeq and is a predicted model, not a curated record.
AUCAGUUGAUCUUGACUUAGUUAACUCUAGGUUAUAGACCAACUCCAAGGAAAUGCUGAUGGCAGCAAAUCCCUAUUCCUCAGAGAAUUUUUCACCCGCCGCAUUGCAGAAAGUAAUUCAAGAGGCUCAAGGAAAUACCAUAAGUGGAGACAUUGUAUCGAACAACUUACCUAACGAUGGUAAAAGUACAUUGCAAGUCCCCAACAACCACACCCAGCAUCAACGUCAACAUCAACAUCAACAACAGUAUGCUGUUGACCACAUCGAUAACAGAGCACAUACAAGUGGCGCUUUAAAUUAUACACACCCACAUACACAAUCAUUGCAGACUCAUUUCGAAUAUCCUAACAAAACAUCUCGCGUUGAUCAGUCAGGGAGUGCGUCUGCUGCACACUUUCCUGGCGCGAUGCCUGUACGAGAGAACAAUGAUAUGCAGAAUCGUCUGCAUCCCGAUAAUGGACGUAGUAAUAUAAACCCAGAUUUGAAUGUAACGAACGAUUUCGACGUGUACAACAACUACAACAACAGAUACUCGCAGCAUAUGCUCCCCCCACCUAACAUUCCACCGCCCUCAUCGCAUAUGAACAAACUCAACGUUUCCAGAAGUAUGGAUAACUUGCCAGCAUAUCCUGAAACCUUUGCCGCUCCAAGAGGGCUAGGGUUGAGGCAGUAUUGUUGUGUAUAUCCCUCGUGUUUUUCGGACCGGGUUAACAAGCGUAACAAUAUCGAGCGUCACGUCUGGACUCAGCAUGUACGUCAUCAAUUAGACUUAUCCGAGGCUAGGUACUUCGCCCGGUCGUAUAAGAAGUACGUUGAUCUGUAUGUACAUGAGGUGCCUACACGUGCGCAGCCUCAAAUCACCCCCGCACAAAGUCAGGCGGCCAAUAUCAAUCUGGAUGCGCAGACUCGUCAGGUACACCGGUUUAAAUCGGAAGCGCAACAAAGCCUACAAGAGCGCAAGCAGGGCUUAGGGCAACCCUACAGGAGGGUGCAGAGCAACACACAUCAGUCAUCGCUGAGUUAUCCAAACAGUCGGGGUGCCUCUCCCCAAAGCAGUAUCAGCUACACGCCGGAGGAUGCGAACUCGCCUCAGUUUAGUGCGCAGCAGAUGGACUUGCACCGACGCCAGAUGAUGAGCAUGCACGGACAGCCGCUGCACGUCAAUGACACACGCGCACGGUCCAAGUCUGUUAUGCAGGGUAACAAGUACGGUACUGUGGUUGAUCAGUCGGGUAUGGCACCCGGAGCGGGCAUGAACAAUCAGUUGAAUGUGAGUUAUGGGGACGGCGCCAAGGGUCUACUAGAUGUGUCCCGAGGGCAACCUGUGAGACGCUUCACAGGCGCAAAUAUGAUGGAUCCUUCUCAGCAGAACGGUGCGGGUGCGAAGCAAACAUUGUAUGCCGUGUCAGCCCCACAAUCACCGAAGCGUCGAUGGGACGCAAGCGACUCGAUGGCACAGACACGACCCCAGUCGGUCACUUCAAGCUACCACAACAACGCAAACGCGCUGAGGGCGGGUGCGGAGAAUCAAUCCCAGAAUCAGCCCUCAGACAUGUUAAGCAUGCACUUGGAUCGACAGCUCCGUCUGGUCCAGGAGGUACGGGGCAAUAACAAUGAUUUGCAAUCGCAACCCUCCUGGAAUGGGAAUGCAAACACAAGUGCUAAUUCUAACGCAAACGCGAGCGAGCCAAAGGAGGCUAUCUCACCUGUUGCCCUACAAGUACCGAAUCUGCAGGUAUCUGCCGCAGUCGACUCGAAUGUAAACUCUCAGGGGAAUAUCGGUGGCGGUGCGUUACAGACUAGGGGGACUGAGCAGCCGUCACAAUCUUUGCAACCUCAGAAGAAACAAUUAGCGCCACUUCUUGCAGCUCUCCAAGCCAUGCACGAGAUGCCAGAGACGAGCGAGACAGAUGGUGCCGGGAACCGUGCGAGUGGUCCAGUGUUUCGACCUUGGUAGUAUACCUCCAUAUCGCACAUGCAUAUGUACGUCUAGUCACGUGAGAGAACGUCGGUAUCUUGCAGAUUGGUAGCUUCUCUUCGGCUUUCGGUCUUGUUGGAAAUGGUAUACGCGAGUGUUACGAGAAACAAUUUAGAAGUCAAGUGGGCGGAAAAAUGUUCAUUUUGCGAUGAAGUGCACCGAGUCUGUGAAACUCGGGCGAACCCCACCCCACAUACAACAAUUUUUAUCAAUAAAUAUUAGGUUUUAAGGCGAA